Passer montanus (Eurasian tree sparrow) is the source of this 13193-nucleotide messenger RNA. It is a transcript of the gene HOOK3, whose product is annotated as hook microtubule tethering protein 3. Gene Ontology annotation, cellular component: centrosome; cytoplasm. Gene Ontology annotation, molecular function: dynein light intermediate chain binding; microtubule binding. Bases 16 to 2142 code for a protein of 708 amino acids. The transcript has 22 exons. Gene Ontology annotation, biological process: cytoplasmic microtubule organization; cytoskeleton-dependent intracellular transport. Lineage: Eukaryota; Metazoa; Chordata; Aves; Passeriformes; Passeridae. The record is from RefSeq and is a predicted model, not a curated record.
AGGUGUCCCAAUUCUAUGGGCUGGAUUACCAUCUGGACUUCUAUCCAAACAUUUAAUGUUGAGGCACCAUGCCAGACCGUGGAAGAUCUAACGAGUGGGGUUGUGAUGGCCCAGGUUCUUCAAAAAAUAGAUCCAGCUUAUUUUGAUGAAAAUUGGCUGAACAGAAUCAAAACAGAAGUAGGAGAUAAUUGGAGGCUAAAGGUAAGCAAUCUGAAGAAAAUUUUAAAAGGAAUACUGGAUUACAACCAUGAGAUUCUAGGGCAACAGAUAAAUGACUUCACCCUUCCUGAUGUUAACCUGAUUGGAGAGCAUGCUGAUGCUGCUGAGCUUGGGAGAAUGCUUCAACUUAUUUUGGGAUGCGCUGUGAAUUGUGAACAGAAGCAAGAGUACAUCCAGACCAUUAUGAUGAUGGAAGAAUCAGUUCAACAUGUUGUCAUGACAGCCAUUCAGGAGUUGAUGAGUAAAGAGUCUCCAGUCUCUGUUGGAAAUGAUGCUUACGUUGACCUUGAUCGGCAGCUGAAGAAAACUACAGAAGAAUUAAAUGAAGCACUUGCAACAAAAGAAGAAAUUGCUCAGAGAUGUCAUGAGUUAGAUAUGCAGGUUGCAGCCCUCCAAGAGGAGAAGAGCAGCCUGCUUGCCGAGAACCAGAUUUUGAUGGAACGUUUAAAUCAAUCUGAUUCCAUUGAAGAUCCCAACAGUCCUGCAGGUCGUAGACACCUGCAGCUGCAGACACAACUAGAACAGCUCCAAGAGGAAACAUUCAGAUUAGAAGCUGCAAAAGAUGACUAUCGAAUACGCUGUGAAGAACUAGAAAAGGAAAUUGCGGAAUUGAGACAACAAACAGAAGAGCUUACUACACUGGCAGAGGAGGCUCAGUCUUUGAAGGACGAGAUAGAUGUACUCAGGCAUUCUUCUGAUAAAGUAGCCAAGUUAGAAAGCCAAGUAGAGUCAUACAAAAAGAAACUGGAGGACCUGGGUGAUUUGCGGCGGCAAGUGAAGCUUUUAGAAGAGAAGAAUACAAUGUACAUGCAAAAUACCGUGAGCCUGGAGGAAGAACUAAGGAAGGCCAACGCAGCACGCAGUCAGCUGGAAACAUACAAGAGACAGGCAGUUGAACUACAAAACAGGUUAUCUGAAGAAUCCAAGAAAGCUGAUAAAUUAGAUUAUGAAUGCAAACGACUGAAAGAAAAAGUAGACAGCCUCCAAAAAGAAAAAGAUAGAUUAAGAACAGAAAGGGAUUCUUUGAAAGAAACUAUUGAAGAACUUAGAUGUGUACAAGCUCAGGAGGGUCAACUCUCCACUACAGGAUUGAUGCCUCUGGGAAGACAAGAGCCUUCAGACAGUUUAGCAGCAGAAAUCAUUACUCCCGAAAUAAAGGAGAAACUCAUCCGCCUUCAGCAUGAGAACAAGAUGUUAAAAUUGAACCAAGAAGGUUCUGACAAUGAGAAGAUUGCCUUGUUGCAGAGCCUUCUUGAUGAUGCAAACUUACGGAAGAAUGAACUGGAGACAGAAAACAGAUUGGUAAAUCAGAGACUUCUGGAAGUACAGUCCCAGGUUGAAGAACUACAGAAAUCUUUGCAGGAUCAAGGUUCAAAAGCUGAAGAUUCGGUUCUUCUGAAAAAGAAACUUGAAGAACAUCUAGAGAAGCUCCAUGAAGCUAACAAUGAGCUACAGAAGAAACGAGCUAUUAUUGAAGAUUUGGAACCAAGAUGCAACAACAGUUCACUUAAAAUCGAGGAAUUACAAGAAGCUCUACGGAAAAAGGAGGAGGAAAUGAAACAAAUGGAAGAACGAUACAAAAAGUAUUUGGAAAAGGCCAAAAGUGUCAUCCGCACGUUAGAUCCUAAACAGAACCAGGGUGCUGCUCCUGAGAUUCAGGCACUGAAAAAUCAGUUGCAGGAGCGGGACAGAAUGCUUCAUUCCCUGGAGAAAGAAUAUGAGAAAACAAAAAGUCAAAGAGAAAUGGAGGAGAAAUUUAUCGUUAGUGCCUGGUACAACAUGGGGAUGAAUCUGCAUAAAAAAGCAGCAGAAGACAGACUGGCUAGUACAGGCUCAGGACAGUCCUUCCUGGCUAGACAAAGGCAAGCCACGAGCACAAGGAGAUCUUACCCUGGUCAUGUCCAGCCAGCAACAGCAAGGUAGAGGAGCCUUGCCCUUAGAAAGAAAACUGCCCUGUGAUCCAGGCCACUUCUAUUGCAAGUGACAACAUUCAAGGAAAAUAAACCAGCAUCCUUUCUCUUUCUCCCUUAUUACUGCUAUUAUUUUACCAUUCAGGAAAAGGUUAUAUUAUGCUUUCUCAUUGCUCUGUUAUGCCCCUUGCUUUUAUUUUUUGGAGUUCAUUUCUCUGCAUUUUCUGAAUGUGCCAAAAUUUUGAAAACAUCUAGAGGAGUGCUGUAUAAUAACAGUCUUAUUUGUAUGAAGCCUGGUCUCUCGCAAAAACCUCAUGUGGACCAUAUGACAGUGUAGAUUUCUUAUCACAGUUGGCACUUUUGUGCCUGUAAGGGUUGUUAUGCUUUAUAAGACUGUUUUUGUUCAAAGGGAAUUUGCUUUUUAUUUCAUCUACUAUCCUGUUGCUUCAGAAAAAUGCUGAAAUCUCAUUACGGAAAUGCAAAAUUGGAUUAUAAUAUUAUUGUGAAAUAUAUUUCAUACUAAAAACUCACCAAUGCAAAAAAGAAAGAUUGGGAGUUUUUAAAUCUCCUAAGUUCAAAGUUUGCUCUUAUUCUUGGCAUUUAGGGAAGCAGGAUGAUCUUUUUCCAGGUUUUUCUUUAUCAACUGGUGUUACCUCUUUUGCUGGUAGAGAUGAAUAUUUUUGAAUGGUUUGUUCCACUCUUCUUUGUCAACUGUAUGCUUAAAUACAUAUUCUAAAAACAUGGAGAAGUAUUUAGGAUGUGCUACUCUGCUACUCUAUCUUCCAUUUAAAAAGGACAUUUGUUUUAAAAUUUUAUUAUUAUGGAUGAACAACACGUAAUGGAUCAAGGCCCUAAUUGAUAUUGUUAAUGUACUCCAGUUGUCAUCCCCUACUAAAAGACUUGCUUUUAAUAUAUUGAUUCAGGGUAUAAUUGUAUCAGUUGCCUUACUAAUGGUACCAGUGCCUUCAGGUGAGUUUACUGCUGACUUUGUUGGAAACUGGCUGUGAUUCGUUGUACUGCCUUUUUAAUGCAUAGCUGAUUAAUUGUUGUAACACCUUCAUGUUGAUCAAUGAAUGGAGGCGUCUCCUAUUUAGGUUCUGUUCCUACAAAGUUAUACUUUUUUUCCUGACCAACUCUAUGCAUUCCCUAUAAUUUUUGUCAAAAAAUUGAUGGACACAGAGAACCUGAGUAUUGGCUGGAAGUUUCAUAUUUCUACAUCUUGUUGUGAUUCAAUUUUAAAUUUAGGUUUAUAUUUAGAGACUGUUUGGGCUCUAAUGCAUGGGCAGUCAGUUUAUAAAUUUUUUCUUUCAUCUGAUUUUGAUGCCCUUCUAAGUGGAGACAUUUCUUUUUUGCAUAAAUCCCUUUAGAGAAAAGAUACUAGCAUUUAUCAAUCGAAUGACAUUUUUUGGGACUAUUGUUUUAUCCUCAACUGCAUCAUCUGUUUUAAUCUGGGCUAAGAAAUGCAUUCAGUAUGUGUCUGAAAAAUAUUUUCAGUUCCAGUUAUGCCCCCACACACACCCCCAUGCACCCCACCCAGAAAACAGAUGCUGAGUUCUACAUGUAGUUCUGUAAUUUAUUCCUCACAUUUGGGAAAAAAUGGUUUUCUAAAAUUUUUCUGUACUUAUGCAGUAUAUAACUGGUAUGGACUUGCAAAAAUGAGAUGAGACAUGGCAAGUUUCUUGUGUGCAGAAAGAUAAUGCAAAGGAUAAGUUGCAGAUAAUUUCUGUAGCUCAGUGAGGUGAUACGGUCUGCUGUCUCUUACUGAGAUACAAAAUGCUCUGUAUACAAAAUCCUUUCUGUCCUCAUCCAGAUGAUUGCAGUUGAUGUGCGAUAGCUUUUACUGAUUUUGUUGUGCAAUCAAUUUAAUAAUUUGAAGAACUCUUUACUACAUGCUGUAUGUGAACAGGAGCAAGACCACUCCUCCAAGAGAAUUUGAUGUUCCUGUUUGAGGUUACAGCAUUUUGGAUCACCCAGAGCAAGAACCUAAGAAUACCUAAAGCUCUAUUUUAAUUUUAAUCUAGCUAAUUUUUCUGUUACAAAACUGUCAAGGGCUAUUUGUGAAAGAAAGGGAUGGAACCUUAAUGGGAAGUUUUAUCUCUCAAUUUUGUCUAGUAAUUUAAUUACUUAUUGCUGUUAGUUAGGUGCAGAUCUAAAAUAACUUUAACACAAUCAGCACACUAGGAUAAAAGUAAUUGCUUUUAUAAUUAUUAUGUUAAUAUUUGUUUUACUGUUUUGCCUCCAAAGUUUUGAUGAUAGUCUAAUGCCACUGAGAGUUAGGAGAUGAACAGAUGCUGGUUAGAAGCCUUGUCUUAGGCUUUUACUUUCCAGUCUCUCAUAGCUUCUUUUGCUUCUUGGUGGUUGUUGGCUUUUCUCCUCUUUGUGAUUCUGUCUUUCCUUUUCCCUUGAAGAUAAGACACUGAUGUGUUUUCUGUACUUCUCUUCAAAAAUAGAUAGCGUCAUUAUAUAGCAUCAAAGAGCAACACAAAACUCAUAUUGCAUCAAGCUUUAUUGUUGCUCAUAGUAAUUGUUAGGCAAGUGAACAAUCAUUUUGUCUUUGAGAAUUUACAAACAUGCAGAAAUUCUAGUAUUUCCCAGAAUUUGUGCUAAAUAUAAAAACCUAAAAAUGUACUGCGCUCUUACAGAAAUAUACUCAGUUGCUGUCUGGUUCUAGUAAGUCAUUUGUUAUGUCUUCUAUUAGUAAUUAAGAGGAGUUCAGUAAUUUUUUCUUCGGUGCUUUACUUCUUUAAUUUGCUGCGUACAUCCAUUCUUAGUCUUUGUAUGUGGAUGAAUGCAAGCGGUGAACAUCAUUAAACCUUCUCUUUUACAAGAACAGCUUCUUUAUUCAAAGGGUUCAACUUCAUUAUUUUGCUUGCUUGUUGUCUAUCUUUGUAAUCAGUGUGUAUUAAGAAAAAGAAGGAGCCCAGACUGUGACUUCAGGGAAUAAACACAUAUAUAGGGGAGCUACCAUAUGUUCCCCAUUUGUGUUACCUUGAGUAAUUAAAGAAUAGAAGCAAAAGCCCCAGCCCAUGGAUCAGAAUUCUCUCAGUACAUUAGAUAGUUCUGAGAAAUUUUUAGGAAUACUUUUUUCCCUUCGGGCAAGAAAGACUAUUUACAUCAAAAUCGUAGUGAUAAUUACUAAGUCAAUGCUGUAUCCUGUCCUGACACACCACGGAAAAAAGACCCACAACUGAGCUUAAAGAGAAAAGGUUCUUCAGGUCAGAGGUAAAACAACUGAGGAGUUAAUGAGAGUACUUUUCUGGGCAGUUUGCUGAGGAUCUGCCCAGAAUAAUCUUUCUGACAGAUUUUAAUUAAUGAAAAUAAAUUACAGUGGUUACAUUUUUUUUUUUAGGAUUAAUACUUUCAUUGUUUAGAGCUGAGCGUAGUUUCUGACCUAAAAGGAUGAUGGAUUCAGCUGUGCAGUCCAGUUAAUGUACUUCUGUGGAGAGUUGAGUUUUUAGCAUAUCCAGUCAGACAUUACAGAAGAAAAAAAAUUCAAGUUCCCUCUUUUCUUGAUAGCAACACAUAACCACUUGGAUCAUAACACAUAUUUUCUAAGUGCUGUGAAAACUGAAGUAAUUUAAUUUAAAGGUUGUGUGUUCCAUCCACAGUGCAAAGAUGUCUCGGUCUCCCCUUGGAGACAAACUCCCCGAGAAAAAAGCAGUGUAGCCCGGUGCAAUGCUCCUCCCCCGACUUCAGCCACUUUCUUUUGUCUUUCUUAAGUAACCAUAAGUAUUCAUAAGUACCCAAUAGUUAGUUUCCUAGCAACUUAGUGGGAAAAAAAUUCUAUAAGUAAAAGAAAAAAAAGAAAGAAAUCCAACCCCCCAACAAAAGGUAAACAUGCAAUAUACAAUUAAAUACUUUGCAUAUUUACAAUGAAAUAAAUACAUAAUGGCUACAAGAUGCCUUUCAUUUUGUUUGGAAAUAAUCAAAUGGCGAUCUUGUCCUGUUCAGGUGUCACUCGUGUUAGCAGUAAUACUUCUGCAAGAUUUUUGUGGCUCUCUGUUCUGUAAGGAGCACUGGCAUUUUUAUAUGUAUGAAAGAAUUCACAGUGAAUAUUCCUAUUACUGCUUUAUUAUGAUCUCAGAUAGUAAGUGGUAUGUGUAAGCUGUCAAGAAAAUGUAAAAGUUUUUUUGCAAUUUUAAAGUCCUUGGUAUUUUUACUUGUGCAAAAAGCUUUUGCUUUUCCUGUGUUCUCUAGUAUAUGAGACUAUACACUUAACAGCUUCCUGAAUGACUUUGAGUGGCUUUAAUUUUCCUGAUAUGUUGACAUUUUCUGUGAUUUGGUUGUUGUAAGAUAUUUUAAUGUCACCACUUGAUUUUCUUCUUGUUAGUGAUUUGGGCGGAGAUUACCCUGAAUGUGGCUAACUUUCCUUUUUAUUAUGAAGCAAAACAGUAUUUCAACUCACUGUAUAGAGAUUUUUUUAUUCUUGCCCAACAUAUUGACUUUUUGCAAGGAAUGAUGAGGGAGGUAUUUUUGCACUCAGUCAGCUAUGCAGUACUGACUUAUAAAGGGGUUUUGCACAUGUGUUUUAGGUAGAAUGUGGAGUCUAUGUUUUCCAGUAAGAUUGUACUGAUAAACUUCAGUAUCUCCUAACCAAAUUUAGCAGGCAUUGCAUAAAUAAAUAGCUAAAAGGAUCUAUCAGAAUAUACUUCCAAGUGAUGAGGGUUUUUGGAGCAAAUCCUAGAAUCCUAGCCAUGCCUCCAGUUUGUCAGGAGGAAUCAAGAACAUAUCCUGGCAUGGCUGAUUGGAUUGCCUUAUUCCUGUGGUGGUCCUUCCCUCUGGAAGUCCAGAAAAGUAGCAGAAGUUUGUCAGUGGUCCUGCAGGCUAUGACUAACAACAAGGUGUGAUUUCUUUGGUUUGAAAGUGGAGGAGGCAGGUGCAACCAACUAGUCAGUAGAAAAAUCAGAAGAGCAUUCUUUCAGCAUUUUGCAUUUUGGUUUUCAUUUCAAAACAAAUGAAGAACCUGAGCUUAUUGAGCUAGAAAGAAGAUUUUUAUCUUUUAAAUUAAAUUUUAAUUUUAAUUGAGUAACUAUUAGAGGUUUUACCCAUAUAUAAGGCAGAAGCUGUCAUUAUCAGCCACCACAACCUCAGACUUUCUGCAUCUGGUACAGUGAAACCCUGUAAAGAUUGUCUCUGCUACCAGCUCCAUUGAACCAUUUGGAGACACUGAGGGCUUAGUUAGUUUCAUCCUCUGUUUUUCUUUGAUUUUUUUUUUAAUUCAUUAAGGUACUGGGAUAUAAAGUGUAUUUUUAAAAUGCAUCAGCACAUUGAAUUAGGCAAUGAAUGAAUGUUGAUUGGAGGGCUCUAGGAAACUUGACAAAUCAUACUGUCCCGUGGGGCAUUGAGACAGCACCUGACAGUGCAGCCAAGACAGCUUCCCAGACUAAUUGUCUUGGUGUCAGAUGGUAGUCAAUCAGUAGGAACUUGUGCUGACUGCUGUAAUUGAAGUCCUUAUCUGCUGGAGGAUGGUGUUGCUGUCAGCUUCACUGUGAUCCAGAUUCUGUCUUCACCUUUGGGCCUUGCCAAGGUAGUGCAGGACUACCCUGAAGCAUAUUUCUGCAUUAGUUUGCUCUGGUGUCAAAUCAGGAGUUUGCACUGCUGCUAUUUGCUGUGCAUGUAAAGUUGUUUGGAAAAUUGCAUAUCCUUCAGUCCCCUUUGCAUAUGGUGUCAUUUCCAGACUGAAAACAGAUUCAGUUUGUCAGAUAAAAAUUUCUUGCAGCUGUCUUGCUGCAAUGGGUCUCAGAGACUGAUCCAUACAACAUGAAAAAUACUGCUAGUAGAGGGAGUUACAGGUCAGUUGGGCAGCCUUUCCUUUCUGGUGCUGACUUAUUCAUUGCUUUACAUUUGAGAGGUCUUUGCAAUCAGAUGAGGUGAUUUCAGAAAGAGGAACAGUGGUUGUUUUAAUUAAUAAAAAAGCAGACAUCUGUCAGCACUGUGAAGAACUGCUAACUACUGUAGCAUGGCACAAAUCUGAAACACUACAAAAGCAAGUAUUUCCACUUGGUGUAGAUUACAGUAUAGAGGAGUUUAUUAUGGAGAUGGAAAUUGAAUCCCUAAUGAUUAUACAUAUCUUGAAAAGAAAAGAGCUAACAUAAAGUCCAGUUGUUACUGUUAGCAUGUUCAUGUUGUUAACCUGAUCAUGAAAGUGGAUGGAAUUUUAAGAGAAAAUCCCCAGUGGUGUAGUAUUUAUGGAGUUAUAAAAUAGUUGUAAUGAGACCAUCAGACUUUUGAUUUGGAUUUGAAUGUAACAUCAGCUAUAUAAUUUAAAAUAUUGUAAAGCAGAGGUUAUUGUUCACAGCCAAAAAAGGUUAGUAAGCUGGAGAGUAAACUUAUUUCCUGGAGGCAUCAGUGGUUUUGAGAGCGAUUUUAAAGCUUUUGUUUAGCAGUGUCUGUAUAAGCAUUACAUUAUUAGGCCACAAUUUUUUAAAUUUUGAAUUUGCUUUGUAUUCUCUUUGUAACUCUCUAAGAUGCUGCAGAUGCAGUGACAGGUUAUGCUCAGUGAAUUUGCCCUCACAUCUUACAUUUUUGUUUUCUUCUAUGUAUUGCUACCUCAACAGGUGGCUUUAAAAUAGAGAAAUUGGCAGAUAACUAUUUUUAGAACAUGGUAAGAAUUUCUAGUCAGGAAAGGAUGCUAACAGAAUUUUUACAUCCUUGAAAGUUAAUACAGUGUCCUGAGUUUACAAGACCUCUCAAAAGUACUAUUGACUCAAAGAGAAGAAAAAAAAACCACUUCUGUGUUUGUGCAACAUACACUUUAAGGACACUUGAAGUGCUAUUAAAUAGUAAGUUUGAGCUAAAUAAUAGCCAGAUGAGACUAAAGGAGUAGAUUAUAUUCAUUUAUACACAAUAGAAUAGGUACAUGCUUAUGUAACUUGAACUUUUUAUUUUUUUAUAGAACUACAGUGAUCUUCAUGUUAAUCCUGAACUGUGUAACUAUAUGCACCAAGCAGUGCCAAGCAAGCUUAAAAGACAAUGAUUGCUCAAAAUACACACCCUCAAGGUCUUUGAAUGUGUUGAAUGUGCUAAUUUUUUAAAUUCCAUUUGAUAUGUGUCUCUGUGUUUCUAUUUGUUUUUCUAUUAUGGUUAGUAUUCUGAGUGGAUGAAUGAGAAGGAAAAAAAGAGGGAUACACAAGCUACAGGACUUGUAGCAUAAAUAUUCUUUUUUAUCUAUUUAACCUGGAUUGUCCCAUCACAAGAAGCAUUCUUAGAAUCAUUUUUGACCAGUGCAAUACAAGGGAGAAGGAAGUGGGGAAACAGGCUCUACUUUCAGUCCAGUGAAGCCAAUUUGCUCUUUGCAGUAUGAAAACAAAAAUGCCCAUUUAGUGCUGUGCCGGUGCUGUGUAGGGACAUCUGUGUUACCUGGGGAAAGUAGCUGUGUCAGUAAAGCAUUCCAUUUCCGUUACACUGGAGUGUACACAGAAAAAAGGGUGCAUCAGUGAGGAUGGAGAACUGUGCCAGCCUCUCCGAUUCUCUUCCAAACUUAGAUUCCCUUCCACAGCUUUGUGGAGUGCUCUCUUGACUGCUCGGUGACUGACUCAGCUUACUUUAACAAGAACAUGUAUCAUUUUCUGGCAAUUCAAACCUGUAUCUGCAUGCAAGGGAUAGAACGUGCCAGUGCAGUGGGGCAGUGAUGAGCCUCUUGCACAGGAUGAGCUCUGAUGAAAUUUAAAUGCCUUCAGUGGUGCUCAGAGCUCAAGACAGCUGAUGUGACUCUGAUUGUCUUUUAGCCUCUAAACACGUGCAGAAUUGGGUGGGCACCUUUCACUUUAUCUUGCUUUAACAGUUGUACUCACAGACAGCAGAAAUGCCUGAGACUUGCUCAUUGCUGUGUAAACUUACUUUCUGUAGCUUUAUUAGUUAAGAACGGUGCCCUGAAGAAUUUUCUCAGAAGUGUGUGAAGUUUAAUGACAGCUAAACUUAGAUAUCGACCAAGGCUGUUUUGUUGCUGUUCCAAUUAUUGGCCUGUAACCUUCCUGUUAAUUUGAACAGUUGCUUGGCAAAGGUAUUUUCCCCAUGAAUUUGCACAACUCUUAAGUAGAGGUGGCCUUACUAAACUGCUUUUAAAAAGACCUGUUCUGUUCUCUGUUUUGGUUUUUUUGUUUUGUUUUUUUGGGUUGUUUUUUUUUCAACAGUAAUAUGUUAUCUGCUUUUUAACUUUCUUCUUUAUUCUUUUAUUUGCAGUGAUGUGGUUGCAUGACCUGCAGCAUUAUUAUAACAGGGACUGUUCACUGCAUGACUUGCUUUUCUGUCCAGACUGCAUAACCAAAACUUAACCAGUUCUACACUUAAGACUCAUGGCCAUCUGAUUUCAAAGGGGGAUCUACUUGCAGAGAAGCUUGCCAUCCUGGGGAAUGGCUUUCCCAUUUCCCACUUCCACUUACUCUUUCUCUUCACAAAAAGUCUCCUAUGAGGCUAGAAGAGAGGAAAUCCUGUAUUCACAACUCAACAGGAGGCGUUCUGCAAAGUGACAGAGCAGUGUCAGCUCUCCAUCUUACUUCCGCCUGUCCACUUUAUUUAAUUCUGAUUAACAGUAUUAACACACAGACUUCCUGCAGCAUUUUCAUAUACUGAACUAUAAAAAUCUAGUCUUAACGAGUUCCUAAAAAAGGCUUUUUGGUUACUGUUAAAAUUUCAAAGCACCCACACCCUUAAAGGAUCCAAUUUGAAUCUUUAAACACAUAAAGUAAAGCAAAGGAGAUGUUUUACCAGGAGAAAUGACUAAUGAAUUGCUGCUUGGCGAUCCCAUCUUCCUUAGAAAACCAAGCAAGUUUCAUCUGAUAAUCUCCGAGCCAGGCAAACUACCGGGUGGUAUUUUGUUCACAGGCACUGCCUGCUUCCUUAAUAUGUAUAUACGCAGUAGUUUGUGGCUGUUGUAUUUUUCUCUCUACAUUUGAGCUGUGUUGUUGGUUUCUUUCAGAAACUUUUUUUUCCAAUCUGUAUACAAUUGUUAAAACAAUCUGAGGAAAGACCAUUAAUGGAGAUAAGUAUGAAAGUCAUCUACACUUUCAGUAUUAUGCAGACUGUUCUUGCCAGUUUAUAAUUUGGAUCGUUUAUCUUUCACCUGUACUGUUUUUUUCCUUUUUUUUCUUUCUCUUGUCACAGUCUUAGCUAUUUAAUUUCCAAUUGCACUAGCUUGGCUGUUUCUUUGUAUUUUGAAGUUUAGAUAUAAGAUUUGCCAUAUGUAGACAGUGUAACUCAAAAUGCUUUGUACUGCCUAUAUUAAUUUAAAAAGCUGCUUAUUUAAUAUUCCUAAAUAUCUGCACAUUUGUACUACUGUAUCUUUGUUUUGUAUUGGACAUCCAGUACUGGCAAGAUUCAGAAGACAAGGGAGUGCUGUAGUGUUGUAAGUUAAGAGGUUUAUUGUAUAGGAGUUAGUACAUAACAAACAGGGAAAGGGGCUUUCAAGCCUUAGGAUUUGCUGGAAAAACUGAAAAGUCUGAAUGCUGAGUACCUUAAGCAGUUUGAUUUAAAUCCAGUUACAGAGAAACCCCAUUCUUGCUCACCUGGAUCUUAAUCCUGGCAGAAAUAUUGAUAUGAGCUGUGCUGCCUCCAGGAAUAGUUUUACUUGUUUGGGCAGUAGAAGAACCUCCAGCCCUGUUUCGUGGGAGCACCCCCACGCUGAAGAAGUGUUGUGUCCACUUGUCUCUGCAGUCUCUUCUGGUCACACACACAGUGCCUGCCUCGUCCCUGGCCCGUCAGGUGGGCUUGGACAGAGCCACACCUCGGGCGCAGAGACGCCCGCUUGUGUCCAGUCCUCAGGGAUCCUGAUCCCACAGUGUCCUUGGCCUCGUGCAGAAUGACGCAGAGAAAGGACAGACGUGUCCCCCAGCAGAGCGUGGUGGUGUGUGCUGCCUGGCAAAGAGAUGGCAGGUAGGAAUGGACUCCAAGCAGGCCAGGCAGCAAUCUGAAGGGUAAAACUAGGAUCCCAGUGAGAACUGUGGUGUUUUUUCUUCUGGAUACUGUAUCAGGUACUGUGGCUACCAGGUGCUCUGGCUGACAGCUGUCCGUAAAGGCUUCAGAUGGGGAUAUAUGUCUUUCCUGGUCCACCAGGGCCAGGGACAGUGAAGUCUUACGUGGCCUGCAGCCAGGAUCUGGGGUUUGGUGAUAAUGAGUCACGUACUCAUGCAGCAGAGGCAGCAGCAUUUCAUCAGACUGAGUCCAGCAGAGAGCUGAAGGAUUUGUGUCUUUCCAGGUCCUAGCCAUUGAUCCCUUGUUAUGUGUCAGGGCAAGCGUUACUAGUAAAACUUCUUUUAGUUGGGUGUUAAAGGCAUGGUAUGUUUUUCAUUUGCUAGUGCUGCUUCGGCUGGGACCACACCCUACCCCAAGCCAGGCUGGGUGCAGGGUCCCUGAAAUCAGGGCACUGUGCUGGGCAGGAGGGGAUUGCUUUUUUGUGCACCUGCCUCCACAGCUGUCCCAAAGUGAUGCCGAGCAGUACCUCAUUUCUCCAAGUGGUCUGUGCAGAUUAGAGACUAAGUAUCAGUUGUUCUUGAGCCUUGAUGACAUUUAUAUGUAAGUGUGUUUAGCUUGACAAAAGUUAUUUGAGUUUACUAAUGCAACAGAGAGAUGCCAGGUGGAGCCACUCAAGGAGCUGGCUACUUUAACUAGAUUAACCUGGCAUCUCUGUCAUGAAGUGGUUGUGAGCUCUCAACUCAGAGCUGAUCUCCAGCAUGUCUCUGAUAUACUAACUUCAUUUGUGCUGCAUAGAAAACUCUCAUACCUUCUUAAUAGCAGCUUGUUUGACAGUCCUGAAUUAAAUGUUGAUCAAUUAUCAAAGUAAUAACUGUUUGUGAAGUUGCCAGUGAUAUAUUUUCUGUAAAAGAAUGAAUUCUUAGAGUGUCAAAACAUUAAUUUCCCAUUUCACCUACAAAUUGUGUAACUACCAGAUUGUUAUGGUAGCAAUAUUAAUAUACAUACCUGUAUAUAGACAAAAAAACCUCAUUAACGAUAAUUGGAAUCAAAAAAAUUUAAUAUUUUUUCCCAGUCAAAUACACUAAUGCUUCCAAGUGAUAGAAGAGUGUACAGUUGUUAAACAAGUUGUAAAUAAACGCUUAUAUAAAAUGUAAA